UAUCAGUUAGUUGAAAUGCCGGCGCCGACGGGGCAAGACGCGAGUGUUAACGAUAGUGACGUGCAUGUCAUCGAUAUCGACUCGGAUGUCGAUCAAAUUAUAGCGACUAUCGAUAGUGCGGAUAUACCAGUGAUACAUAUUGAUAAAACGAAGCCAGCGAACAUGAAUGGAGAUGGAAUAGGAAAUCAGAAGCCCAAAGCGGUUGAUGUCGCGGAGGCUGUUCAAAAAGCUCGCGACACUUUCAACCGCGGUGUCACCCGCCCAAUAGAAUGGCGUCGUCAACAGCUGAAGAACCUGCUCAGGAUGUACGAGGAGAACAAGAGCGCCAUGAUCGAGGCCCUCCGCAAGGAUCUGAGGAGGAGCAAGAUGGAGGCCGUGCUCCUGGAGGUCGACUACCUCAUCAAUGAUAUUAAGAGCCUGUUGCACCACUUGGAUGAGUGGUCCAAGCCAGAGAAGCCAGAAAAAGGCUUCGUGAACAUGCUUGACGAGGUCGUGAUCUACAACGAUCCCUACGGCGUGGUCCUUGUGAUCGGAGCUUGGAACUAUCCUCUACAACUGCUGCUGUUACCCGUGAGUGGCGCGAUCGCAGCUGGUAACACUGUCAUCAUGAAGCCUAGUGAGCUAUCAGUGGCGUGCGCUAACUUCGUAGCCGAGAUGGUGCCCAAGUACUUAGAUAACGAUGCCUUCAUUGUAGUAGAAGGUGGUCCUAAGGAAACCACAGAACUUCUGCAGCAGAAGUUCGACUACAUCUUCUUUACUGGCGGAACCAGCAUCGGCAAGAUCAUCUACGAGGCAGCCACCAAGAACCUCACUCCAGUCACUCUGGAACUUGGAGGAAAGAGCCCGGUCUACAUCGACAACACGGGUGACAUCAUGAUAACCGCCAAGCGAGUGUUGUGGGGCAAGUUCAUCAACUCAGGUCAGACCUGCAUCGCUCCCGACUACAUCCUGUGCACCAAGGAGGUCCAGGACAAGUUUGUGGAGGCCGCCAAGAAGAUCCUCCGUGAGUGGUACGGCUCUGAUGCCCAGAAGUCAGCUGAUUUUUGCAGGAUUAUUAAUAACAGGCAUUUUAGCCGUCUACAAGCGAUAGUCGACGCAAGCAAAGACAAAAUAGCUAUCGGCGGGUCGUACGACGCUAACGACAAAUUCAUUGAACCCACAGUCCUUACCAACGUGACAGCUUCAGACAAAAUAAUGCAGGAUGAAAUCUUUGGACCCCUACUCCCCAUAGUAACUAUUGAGAAUGCUUACGAAGCAAUCAAAUUCAUUAACGAGCGGGAUCAUCCGCUAGUACUAUACGUGUUUAGCAAACAAAGCAACAUACAAAAGUUGUUUACUGAACAGACGCGAUCGGGCAGUAUCAGUAUGAAUGAUACUAUCAUGUUUUAUGGCGUUGAGACACUGCCUUUCGGCGGUGUGGGGGCCAGUGGAAUGGGCUCCUACCACGGCAAGAAGACCUUCGACACGUUCACGCACAAGAAGAGCUGUCUCAUCAAGAACUUCUCACCCAUUGGAGAGAAACUGGCUUCUGGCCGCUACCCACCGUACACCGACGCUAACCUGAACAUGAUCACGAUGCUAAUGAAGAAGCGGUUCGGCCCCUCUCUCAAGUUCUUGCCGUACGUACUUGCCUUCGCGCUGGGCGCCGGCCUGUCAUACGGCAUCUUCGCUUGGCAAAAGAUGGCCUCGGAGGAAUAAUUUGAAGCGACUGAAGUGGCAUCGUCUGGGAUCGCUGCGAAACUAUUGUGAUAAUGAUUUAAACUCCUACAGACACAAUUACUUUUAGUUAUAUAUAAAGAUAUGAUGAAUAAAGGAAAUAUAAGAUACGUUUAAAGUAUAGUGACAUUCUAAAACAUAUCAGGUACAAAGAAAACCGUUCUAGUGCGGGUCUAAGUCGCGCACAUAAAUACUCCUUCGUAAAAAAUUGUAUGUACUUACAAUAUUUGUAAUGCAAAAACCAGAAAUAAACAAAAACGCACUCUGUGAUAAAUUGAACUAUCCUACGUUAUAUCUAUGUAUAGUAUAUUGCAUAUACACAGAUGGAAACUCAGGUGUAGGACCUCCUUGCCACUCUUGGGGUACAGAAACAAUGAAAAUUUCAUUUUGUCGUGUUAAACGGUAAGAUUGGAAGUUUUUUUUUAAUGUUCGGAUUUGAUCUGUAGGAGUUUUACAUCCUGUGCCUUGUAUACAUGUGAUUUCACAACGCACUGUGAUUUUAAGCAAUAUAGUAAGGUAAUUUUUUUUUUUUAACUUUCUUUGUAAUUGUUCAUAAUCAAAAGAUGCAACCGCGUCAGUUCUGUUAAGGACUCUGGUUUGAUCCGAAACUAGUCGGUCAAUCCCGAUAAAUAAGCGUGAGUAAACCGUUGCAUCUUUUAAGAAUGUAGUAAAACUAUUUAUAAACACAACUUUUAGAUACUUUGACAAUGCCAUGACUUUAACUUAUACUACAAAAUGUGCAAUUUAUUAUCUUAGUUUAUAUAACAAUAUAAUAAGCAUUUAUUUUUAUACACUUUUAUUAGCCAAGCAUUUUUGUUUGGCAAGUAAUGUAUUGAAUGAUAGAAUGCGAUAUAAGAUUCAAAUCACUUGCCAAACAUGCUUGGCUCUUUUUUAUGCAUUCCGAUUGCUUGGUUAUUUUUCUCGGAACUCUAAUGCAUUUAAUAAAUCAUUUAAGAAGUCUAAUCACAAUGAUAUUUUUUUAAACAGGCAACACUUGUCACAAUUUUAACGUUUCUUUAUAUUCAGAAUUUAGGUGCUUUGUGUAAAGUUUGUUGUUAGAACUGCUUUGUGAUAAAACAAGAAAAUUAAUAUAUUUAUGUAUGCACGCGUUUUUAUCUCUAUGUUUAUGUAAAGCUAAAUAUUAUUGUUUUAAAUUAUGAAGUUUUAAUUAUUUUCAUAGCUAAGCAUUUUAUUGUAAGGUUGUUGGAUAAUACGUAUAUUUCUAAAUAAACAGGAAUAAUGAUUAAAUA
This is a messenger RNA of Trichoplusia ni (cabbage looper), 2966 nucleotides long. RefSeq names its product aldehyde dehydrogenase, dimeric NADP-preferring (gene Aldh-III). Gene Ontology annotation, biological process: aldehyde metabolic process. The transcript has 11 exons. The record is from RefSeq and is a predicted model, not a curated record. Gene Ontology annotation, molecular function: aldehyde dehydrogenase (NAD+) activity. The coding region runs from base 16 to 1698 and encodes 560 amino acids. Lineage: Eukaryota; Metazoa; Arthropoda; Insecta; Lepidoptera; Noctuidae. Gene Ontology annotation, cellular component: cytoplasm.